AUGUAAAUGUUGAUAACAUAAGAGUUAUUUUAACAGAAACAAUAAAAACGAAAGACUUUCUCGAAUGGUUCAACUUUGUAAACUUCUGAAUUACCUGAAUAUUUAGGAAUCUAAACAAUUGUAGAGGAAAAUGACGAGUAGGCAAAAUCAUAUUGUAAAUAGCCGUCUCCCUCCUAUGUUCAUUAUCAUAAUCUUACAAAAUAAGUGAUGAAUUUAAUGAAAAACACUCAUUCAUAAUUAACUCCAUCUAUAGGUAAAAAAAAAUCGGAAUCGAAUUUAAGAGAAACAAUAGACUUCGAUUAAUUUAAAAGAUUGAUGAAAGCAAUAUACUACCCAACAAAUUAAGCCAACAAAUUAGUCCUUAUCAAAAAAAGGGCUUUUUCAUAAAAAAUUAUCUAAAAAUAAACUUCAUGA
Molecule: messenger RNA, 414 nt
Organism: Paramecium octaurelia
Lineage: Eukaryota; Ciliophora; Oligohymenophorea; Peniculida; Parameciidae
Source: the annotation of a GenBank genome assembly